This is a messenger RNA of Clonostachys byssicola, 1143 nucleotides long. The record is from the annotation of a GenBank genome assembly. Lineage: Eukaryota; Fungi; Ascomycota; Sordariomycetes; Hypocreales; Bionectriaceae.
AUGGUUGCCAUCUAUGAGAUCUUGCCCAAUGAACUUUUGGAUUCAAUUCUUGCCUUCCUCCCCUUGCCUGACCUCGAGGCAUUCGGCCUCACCUCGAAGCACUCCAAAGAGGUCGCUCAGAACCGCCUGCAAAUUCAGCGAGAUGUAUACCGCAAAGCUGCAACCUUCAAAGUGGAUGCCUUCUGCCAGCGAGGACCUGUUCCCUGGCUUGCGCCAGUAAUUCAGGUUCUCCGUGAGCCAUUCUUUGGAACUUAUAUCCAAAAUCUGGAUACGGACGUCUUUGCAGCAGACAGGACGCUUGCAGUAUGCUUGAAACAGAGACCCGGGAGUACUAGACGCGAUUUCGUGCCUGAUUCCGACUGGUCGCUCCUCCAACAGGCGGCACAGAGCUGCUUCGCCGACUGGUUCCAUGUUGACAAUGAGCCAAAAUAUCGGGAGCUUUUCUUCAACAGUGUCAAUAAUUUGGAGUCUUCGGCACUCCUCGCCAUAUUAGCCUGCCAUCUCCCAAAUCUCCGAGUCCUCACACUCUCCACCGAGUGCUAUGGUGGGAUGGUGAGUCUCCCAUGGUUUUUAAGGUUGGCUCAGAGCGUUCAUCUGAGCCCAAAGGCACCACUCCUCGGUGGUGAACCCUUUACUCGUCUAGAGCAUCUCAAGGGCGAUUCAUACAACGGCAUCUAUGGCUUGGAUUUCCAGUCCAUCGCUCCAUUCAUCGCACUCCCAAGUGUACGGUGGCUUGAAACGCCGCAGAACCACGAGCAGGGGUUUAAUUGGCCAUCCUACCUCCCUCGAUCCAAUGUUAGAGAGAUCGUGCUCGAUGGGAGUUCGAUCCCGGAGAAUGUCAUCAGGAAAUUCGCUGCAGAGGGCCUCAAAGGCCCCUGUGUCAUCAGGCAAGCGUGGACUGUCAGGACAGAUGGCGAAACGCCUUCCCCAACAUGGAACCGACUGGAGAUUCCUUUUGCAGGGGCCGAGGCGGAGGACCAUAUAGUAGAGUUCAGACUAGAUAGAGAUCCUUACAUGGUACCAUUCGGUGACCCAUGGUACUCGAAUAUCGGAUGGGAGGUUAAGGGUGGAGGAAGUCUGCUCGGGAACAAACCAGUUCUGCACGCGGAGGGGAUUUAUUGGCACACUCCAAAAAACCAGUAA